UCUCCUCUCAAUUUUUUUUUCAAAAUAUAGGAGACAUAAAGAAAAAAAAAAUGAAUAAUCAUUUUUUCAUUCUCAUGCUACUUCCAAUAUUAAUUCAUCUUAUUACUCCCACAUUCUCUUCCCCACUCCCACACCCUGAACUUGUAGUACAACAAGUUAAUGAGCAAAUAAACGUUUCACGACGGAGCUUAGGAUUCCUGUCGUGCAACACCGGCAACCCGAUAGACGACUGCUGGCGGUGCGACCCGGACUGGGAGAAGAACCGCAAGCGCCUGGCCGACUGCGCGAUCGGGUUCGGCAAGCACGCCAUCGGCGGCCGGGACGGUAAAUUCUACACGGUCACGGACUCCGGGGACGACGCGGUCAACCCGAAGCCCGGGACACUCCGGUACGGCGUGAUCCAGAGCGAGCCGCUCUGGAUCACGUUCGCCCGGGACAUGGUGAUCAAGCUCAAGCAGGAGUUGAUGCUCAACUCGUUCAAGACGAUCGACGGGCGGGGGGCCAGCGUCCACAUCGCCGGGGGGCCAUGUAUAACCAUCCAGUACGUGACGAACGUGAUAGUGCACGGGCUGAACAUCCACGACUGCAAGCAGGGAGGGAACGCGUACGUCCGGGACUCCCCGGACCACUACGGGUGGCGGACGCUGUCCGAUGGGGACGGCGUGUCGAUCUUCGGUGGGUCCCACGUGUGGGUGGACCACUGCUCGCUGUCGAACUGCAGAGACGGGCUGAUCGACGCCAUACACGGGUCGACGGCGAUUACGAUAUCGAACAACUACUUCACACACCACAACAAGGUUAUGCUGCUAGGGCAUAGUGAUAGUUAUACUCAGGAUAAGAAUAUGCAGGUUACUAUUGCCUUUAACCAUUUUGGUGAAGGCCUUGUGCAGAGGAUGCCUAGGUGUAGGCAUGGGUAUUUCCAUGUGGUGAAUAAUGACUACACACAUUGGGAAAUGUAUGCAAUUGGAGGAAGUGCUUCUCCUACAAUCAAUAGUCAAGGGAAUAGGUUUCUUGCUCCUGACAGAGCAAACAACAAAGAGGUAACGAAACACGAGGAUGCACCGCAGAGCAAAUGGAAGAACUGGAAUUGGAGAUCGGAAGGAGAUUUGCUAUUGAACGGGGCAUUCUUCACGAGGUCGGGUGCGGGUUCAUCGUCUAAUUACGCAAAGGCGUCGAGUUUGAGCGCUAGACCGUCUUCUCUAGUGGGGACCAUUACGGUUGGAGCCGGUUCACUCGGGUGCAAGAAAGGCAGGAGGUGUUGAUUAAUUAACCCUUCUGCACAAGAAUUUUUAUAAUUAAUGUACACAUUUUUAUAAGUGUCACUUUUAUUAUAAGUAAAAGCAAAAAAAGAAAAAAAAAAAAAAAAAAACCUUACUAUUUCUUGCAACAACCUCGGACUUGUUACCGUCGGAAAAUGUGAAAAUUCCUAACGGGAAUGAGAUCGGAAAACAUGGGCCGGUGAGUUGAUUAAAAUGUAACUUCUUCCUUUUGCAGUAUUUUAACUAUGAAUUAAUGGAGGUUUUUUUCCCUCCAAUUGUUUGAA
Molecule: messenger RNA, 1543 nt
Organism: Erythranthe guttata (spotted monkey flower)
Lineage: Eukaryota; Viridiplantae; Streptophyta; Magnoliopsida; Lamiales; Phrymaceae
Product: Pectate lyase family protein
Molecular function (GO): pectate lyase activity
Source: RefSeq, a predicted model, not a curated record